AUGGAUAGUAACGACGACACGCUUGAGACGCGGUCAAUAUGCUCCAACACCUCACGUGCCAGUCAGCGCUCUUCAGCCAGUGCCAUUGCAGCCAGAGCACGGGCAAAAGCAGAGGCUGCCCGUGCUCAAGCACUAUUUGCACAAAAAGAGGCAGAUAUGUUAAAAGCACAAGCAUAUAUUGAGGAAGAACAACAAAAAGCAGCAGCUGAGGCUGCUAGGAAGAAAGCAGAGCUGCAAGCCAGUUUGCAUACCUUGAGGCUUGAGAGCGUGGCUGCAGCUGCCAUUGCUGAAGCGAAUGUUCUUGAAGCAGCCGUUGAAAACGAAUUUGGGGAGUUAGAUCGGGUUAGCCUGAAAAAUGAAUACGUUGAGCGUAAUCCAAGUCCUGAACCUCACCAAAACUCACAGCUACCAGAACUCAUGCCAACUUUGAUGCACCAACUACCAGUCGACAGUGAUGAGAUCAGCAAAUACGACUUGCCUGUUCAGAGAACAUCCAAAUUGAGUCAAGAUGCCACUCCCUAUUACCCUCGUACUCAAAGCCCCUGCAGGACAGCCCCGUUCAAGCAAGAACAUUCACACAGCUUAAAUCCAUCCAGGGAUACCUACAGACACCAGACACAGUCACAUGAUAUGAGACCAUACAGCAGUAGCUACCAACAGUCUCAUACAGGUGCUGCCAGGACUGACGAGCCCACUUCAUCAUCGACCACAGACUUGGCCAAGUAUCUAAUACGGCGAGAGAUGAUAAGCUCUGGGCUGUUAAGGUUCGACGAUCAGCCAGAAAAUUAUUGGGCCUGGAAGCAAUCUUUCCACAGUUCUACAGAGGACUUAAAACUGACGUCAAGAGAGGAGCUUGAUCUGUUAUGUAAAUGGCUGGGACCAAAGUCAUCAGAGCAUGCUAAGAGGAUACGAGCAGUCCACAUACACGAUGCAGCGGCAGGUGUAAGUAUGGUAUGGCAAAGGUUGGAAGACUGCUAUGGAUCGCCAGAAGCAAUUGAAGAAGCUCUCCUAAAGAAACUGGAUGAUUUUCCAAGAAUCUCUAAUCGAGAAAAUCAAAAGCUGAGAGAGCUGGGAGACAUUCUCUUGGAGCUUGAAGCCGCCAGAGCCGAUGGGUUCCUACCAGGCCUCAGUUACCUGGACACAUCUCGGGGCAUCACUCCAAUCAUCCAAAAGUUGCCAUACUCCCUGCAUGACAAGUGGGUCUCUUUAGCAUCUCGUUACAAAGAAAAUCAUCAAGCGUCCUACCCACCGUUCUCCUUCUUCGCAAAGUUUGUUUGUGAUCAAGCCAAAAUGCUCAAUGAUCCAAGCUUUGCCCUUCUUACAAGUGGUUGGAGGACGGGGAAGCCAGAACACCCCUUCAAAUCAAACAUGAAAAUACCCAUUUCUGUCAAAAAGACAGAAGUCUCCUCAAACUCUAAAAGCAUGCAAGCCAGCCUCUCAGGGAAGAGGAGGGCCGAACCAGAUGAACAAUGCCCACUCCAUAACAAACCACACCCCCUCAGAAACUGUCGUGGGUUUAGGAGUAAAUCUUUGGAUGAAAGGAAAGCUUAUCUUGGAGAGAAUAAUAUUUGCUUUAAGUGCUGUGCUUCGUUCACUCAUCUAGCAGAAGACUGCCACAAAAACGUUCAGUGCAGAGAGUGCAAGAGUGAGAACCACCCUACUGCGCUACACCCAGGGCCGGCCCCCUGGAUAUCAGAGACUCCUGUAACCGCAAGAGAGCAAGGCGGGGAGCAAGGAGAAGAAGCUCCUCAAGCUGUCACAGCAAAAUGCACAGACAUUUGUGGGACUACCGUCAGAGCAAAGUCGUGCUCCAAAAUCUGUCUUGUCAGAGUUUAUCCAGCUGGCCAGAGGGAGAAAGCUGUUAAGGCGUACGUUGUUCUCGACGAGCAAAGCAAUAAGUCUUUGGCAAGAACAGAGUUUUUUGAGCUUUUUGGAGUUACAGAGGGCGCGGCAGCAUACACCUUGAAGACCUGCUCAGGAGUUAUGGAAACUACAGGGCGCCGAGCUAACAAUUUCAUCAUGGAGUCAUUAGAUGGUAAGACUCACAUUCCACUCCCCACCUUAAUCGAAUGUGACAUGCUUCCUGAUGAUAAGUCUGAAAUCCCCACACCUGAGAUCGCCAGACAUUAUCCACAUUUCAAGCGGGUUGUGGAUAAAAUCCCGGCUAUAGAUCCAUCAGCAAGCAUCCUGAUCUUGCUCGGUCGAGAUGUACCACAGGCACACAAGGAGGAGAAGCCCUUUACCCGUAGAGGUAUUCUCUCCACAGUUAACAGCAUAUUCGACCCGUUGGGGUUUGCAGGUCCUAUAGUAGUCCAGGGCAAGGCUAUAGUCAGAGAGUUAUGCACUGAGCAUUGCGAUUGGGACACCCCGAUACCUGCUGAAAAAGUGGCACAGUGGAAGUCUUGGAGAGACUCACUGAAGGCACUCGAGCAACUUCACAUACCAAGGCCAUACCUACCUGUUUCCCUGCUUUCCACACGGCACAGGGAGUUAUGUGUCUUUUGCGACGCGUCCACCAUGGCCAUCUCUGCAGUUGCCUACCUCAGGGCAGUUGAUGAUGAAGGACACUGUCUUGUAGGAUUCUGCAUGGGGAAGUCUAAGUUAGCACCCCGGCAUUCCCAUACUGUGCCCCGUCUAGAGCUUUGUGCGGCUGUACUAGCAGUUGAGCUGGCCGAUAUCUUGAGGGAUGAGCUAGAUGUGGAAAUCCACACAGUGAAGUUUUACACCGACUCCAGAGUUGUGCUGGGUUACAUCUGCAACGCCAACCGGAGGUUUUAUGUGUAUGUUGCUAACAGAGUAGCACGCAUCCGGAAGUCUUCGCAGCCUGAACAGUGGCACUUUGUCAGUUCAGAACACAAUCCUGCUGACCAUGGUACCAGACCAGUUCCAGCUGCACUGUUGAGAGAUACAAACUGGUUUUCUGGGCCAUCAUUUCUUGAAAACGACGAGCGAGUUGCACUUACCCCACCAGAGUACUUUGAGCUCGUUGAACCAGACGGGGAUGCAGAUGUGCGUCCACUAAUAGCAACCUUUGCUACAGGAGCUUCUGAAAGACAGCUUGGUUCACACAGGUUCGAGCGCUUUUCCAGCUGGAAGACACUUGUAUGUGGCAUAACAAAGCUCAUCCAGAAAGUCAGAUCCUGUGCUAAGAUCCUGGAGGGAGAUUUGACAAAGGUAGAUGAGCGUAUACAGGCAAGAACAGUAAUUGUACAGACUGUACAGCAUGAGGCCUUCAAAGAAGAACUCAAGAGCCUGUUCAAAGGAGAGCUUGUCUCAAAACGCAGUCCUCUCAGGAAACUUGACCCUUUCUUGGAUUCAGAUGGUGUACUGAGAGUUGGUGGCCGCACGUCAUUAUCCGCAAUCUCAUGGGAAGAGAAACAUCCCAUAAUCAUUCCCAAAAGCAACCACAUUGCUACCUUGUUGGUGCGGCAUUAUCAUGAGCAAGUAGUACACCAAGGUAGACACUUCACGGAAGGGGCCAUCAGAUCCGCUGGACUGUGGAUUCUGGGAGGAAAAAGACUUGUAUCAAGUAUCAUACACAAGUGUGUCAUCUGUAGGCGGUUGAGAGGAAGUCUGGAAAAACAAAAAAUGUCCAACUUACCUGCUGAUUGGUUGACCCAAUCUCCUCCUUUCACCCAAGUUGGAUUAGAUGUUUUUGGACCAUGGACGGUUUGUGCCCGUCGCACGAGGGGAGGCCUUGCAGAGAGUAAGCGCUGGGCUGUUAUGUUUACUUGUUUAGUAACAAGGGCAGUUCACCUGGAGGUGAUAGAAUCUCUGUCUACGUCAAGCUUCAUAAAUGCGCUUAGGCGAGUCACUGCCAUCAGAGGUCCAGCAAAGCUCUUUCGUUCAGACCGAGGCACAAACUUUGUCGGUGCAUGUAAAGAACUUGGUAUAACCCCAGAAGAUGUAACACUUCAUUCUUACCUCAGAGACCAAGGCUGCACGUGGGACUUCAAUCUUCCACACUCCUCCCACAUGGGGGGAGCAUGGGAAAGAAUGAUAGGGAUGGCUCGCCGCAUUUUGGAUGGCAUCUUACUCAAGAUGCAUUCCCCUAGUCUUUCACACGAAGUGCUCACCACGCUGAUGGCAGAGGUCGCAGCCAUCAUGAAUGCUCGGCCAAUUGUCCCUGUGUCGUCAGAUCCAGACAUGCCGACCAUACUCACCCCUGCUAUGCUUUUAACACAAAAGGUGGACUCCGUGUCUGCUCACUUGGAAGACAUCGACCUCAAGGAUCUUUACCGAAGUCAGUGGAAGCAAGUUCAAAGUCUUGCGGAUUCAUUCUGGAAAAGAUGGCGUCAAGAGUACCUGACGACACUCCAGCCAAGAAGGAAAUGGCAAGCAGAACAAGCCAGCCUGCAAGUUGGAGAUGUUGUGCUCCUAAAGGACAAGGAGGCUAAACGAAAUCAAUGGCCCACAGGACUUGUGGUAAAUACCUUUCCGGGUCAAGACAGCAGGGUCCGGAAAGUGGAGGUGAGAGUUGUUCAAGGAGGCACCCCCAGGUUUGCUGACUAA
Molecule: messenger RNA, 4512 nt
Organism: Pundamilia nyererei
Lineage: Eukaryota; Metazoa; Chordata; Actinopteri; Cichliformes; Cichlidae
Source: RefSeq, a predicted model, not a curated record